Messenger RNA from Pseudomassariella vexata, 1415 nucleotides. Its product is annotated as casein kinase substrate phospho protein PP28-domain-containing protein. The record is from RefSeq and is a predicted model, not a curated record. The transcript has 3 exons. Gene Ontology annotation, cellular component: cytosol. Gene Ontology annotation, molecular function: RNA binding. Bases 363 to 1130 code for a protein of 255 amino acids. Lineage: Eukaryota; Fungi; Ascomycota; Sordariomycetes; Amphisphaeriales; Pseudomassariaceae.
AUGCAAAAUGCACUUGACGUCGCUGUACAGUUAUGAACAUCACCAAGCCGACCCCGCCAUCUAGGCCCACUCUACUCUGUGACUCUUGCACGCAAGUGUUCAGUGUCGUGCGAUUUUAAUACCAUUUUUCCAUUUUGUAGUGGUCUUUCUUGACAGUCCAGUCCAGUAGUCAUUAUCUUGAGUUUCUGAGUUCCCAGUUUCUGUAUUGCUUCUGCUUGGAUUUCUCCGAAGGUAACAACAGUACGAGUACCUCUUCAGGGUCAUCAAAUUCCUGCAUUGUAGUCAUCAACAACCCGCAAUCGACAUUAAGUUCCCCCUCCUUGAACAGCUUGAGAAGUCUGCACCAACCUUACAACGUAAUCAUGUCUGGACGUGGAGGACCUGGUGGCAACUCUCGCGGUCGCGGCGGAAAGUUCAAGAAGUUUACUAGAGGAGGCGGCAAACACUUCUCGCGCGACUUGCGACCCCUCGACGCCGAUGGUAAUGAAAUCAGCAUGUGGAGCGCCGACGCGAAAAAGAAGGAUUCAGACGAUGACUCUGAAGACUCGGGUGAGGAGUCUGAGGAAGAUUCCGAUGAGGAUUCUGGCGUUGGUCCAUCCAAUAGCCGCGAGUUGACCAGAGAAGAGCGCAAGCAACAGAAGGCAGCGGCCAAGGCUGCUGCCAUUGCCAAGAAGAAGAAGGCGCAGAUACAGGUGGGAGACAUGCCCACUGAUUCGGAAGAGGAAAGCGACGACGAUAUGCCCGCCAAUCCGAACCACUCCAAGGCCUCGCGAAACAUGACCAAACAGCCAGCAGCAACCGUCGAAGAGGUCGCCGAGGCUGUGAAGAACUUGGCUACCAAGCCCGCUGCCAGCAUGAGCCGAAAGGAGCGCGAAUCCAUGGAGGCCGCUGCGGCCAAGGAGAGAUACCGCAAACUGCAUGAAGCAGGCAAAACCGAUGAGGCCCAGGCAGAUCUUGCUCGGCUACGUCUCAUUCGCGAGAAGCGCGAGGCUGAAUCCGCUAGGAAGCAGGCUGAAAAGGAAGAACGUGAGGCCCAAGAGGCAGCGAAGAAAGCAGAGAUUGAAGCCAAGGAGGCAAAGAAGCGCGUGGCCGCUUUGGGGAAGCCGGGCAAGAAGGGAAAGGGCAAAUGAAUGUGACUUUGAGUGACCUCACUUGUUUUUAACAGCAUAGACAAGCUUAUUUUCCAUAUCCACUGUAUCCACAGAUACAGUUUCAUAUUGGGAUUCUAACAAUUAUAUCUACAUGAGGAAACGCCUUUUUGAUAUGUCUAGCAUUUUCAAAUCAACUCAUUCGGGCAUUUAUGUGUGAAUACGGGACUUGGGGUUAGGGUUGGGGUUAUACUAUCUUAUACCUUCAAUUUCGUUAUCGAAUACGCUCUUAUUAAUAUUUCUUAGGUUAAUAAGUAUUUAGCUUAU